GAACUAAUGUAACGGUCUACGCUUUCUCUAAGCAUUGUUAUCGAUAAGGAGGUGUUAAAAAAACCAAAACAAAAGAAGCGCCACCCCUUCGAGCUAUCUCCUAGAGAAAUGGCGUCCUCGACUGUCUUAAUCAUGAGUCCGGCAUUUCUCUGCGGCAACAACAUUCGCCGCUUCCCUCGUCAUGCACCAUAUGCUCGAACAAGGCUCAGACCCAUCACCGCCAAACUCGCAGAGAAAACCGCGUUACAGUACAGGAAACUCGGGGACUCGGAUCUUCAAAUUAGCGAAAUUACUAUUGGAACUAUGACCUUUGGGCAACAGAAUACAGAGAAAGAAGCUCAUGAAAUUCUUAGCUAUUCAUUUGAUCACGGCAUUAAUAUUCUUGACACUUCAGAAGUUUAUCCAGUACCAGUGAGUAAGGAAACACAAGGAAGAACAGAUCUCUACAUCGGUAGCUGGUUGAAGUCUCAGCCCCGUGAUAAGGUUAUUUUGGCUACAAAAGUGAGUGGUUAUUCGGAGCGGUCAAGCUACAUCCGUGACAAUGCAAAGGUUUUGAGGGUUGAUGCUGCUAAUAUCAGAGAGAGCGUAGAGAAAAGCCUUCAGCGCCUUAGCACUGACUACAUUGAUUUGUUGCAGAUUCAUUGGCCAGAUCGCUAUGUACCUCUGUUUGGAGAGUUUUUCUAUGAUUAUUCAAAAUGGAGACCCAGUGUGCCAUUUUUGGAGCAACUAAGAGCCUUUCAAGAACUCAUCGAUGAAGGAAAGGUACGCUACAUUGGUGUUUCAAAUGAGACUUCAUAUGGAGUAAUGGAAUUUGUUCAUGCAGCCAAAAUUGAAGGGCUACCAAAGAUUGUUAGUAUCCAGAACAACUACAGUUUAUUAGUUAGGUGUCUUUUCGAAGCUGAUCUUGUUGAAGUUUGCCACCCAAAGAAUUGCAACAUUGGCUUACUUGCUUACUCUCCCUUGGCUGGUGGAGCUCUGAGUGGAAAAUAUUUGGAUCUGGACUCUGAAGCUGCCAGAAAAGGAAGACUAAAUCUCUUCCCUGGCUACAUGGCAAGAUACAAAGAUUCACAUUCCAGGGAAGCAACCGUGAGAUACAUUGAAAUGGCCAGGAAGCAUGGCUUAACUCCAGUACAGCUUGCGCUUGGAUUUACACGAGAUCGUCCAUUUAUGACGAGUUCUAUCAUUGGUGCAACCUCACUUGACCAACUAAAAGAAGACAUUGAUGCUUUCUUGACAACUGAGAGACCUUUGCCACCAGAAGUAAUUGCAGAUAUUGAAACCAUUUUCAAGAGAUACAAAGAUCCUGCCAUCCUUUGAGACCUAAAUGACCUCGGGACAAUGGGAGAGCAGCCACUUCACAGUGAAUUGGAUAUUUUUUGUGUCUACCACCAACAACAAAGAACAGCACAAACACCAAACAAGAACAUUCAUCAUUUAUUUGAUAUGAUAAUGAUAAUACGUCCGUGGAUGGAGAAGGUGUAUGAGUGUAGAGAUUCACUAUGAAAUCAGAUAAUAGUAGACUGCAAUUACAGGCAAUUUCAAUAACAUGCUUUUAACCAUGCAAUUAAGGGAAUAUUUAGUUCAACUGUUAAAUAUAGCUUAUAGCAUCCAAAUA
Molecule: messenger RNA, 1615 nt
Organism: Hevea brasiliensis (rubber tree)
Lineage: Eukaryota; Viridiplantae; Streptophyta; Magnoliopsida; Malpighiales; Euphorbiaceae
Exons: 9
Coding region: 109-1317 (402 amino acids)
Molecular function (GO): oxidoreductase activity
Source: RefSeq, a predicted model, not a curated record